Messenger RNA from Carica papaya (papaya), 1212 nucleotides. RefSeq names its product WHIRLY 2 (gene ATWHY2). Lineage: Eukaryota; Viridiplantae; Streptophyta; Magnoliopsida; Brassicales; Caricaceae. Gene Ontology annotation, biological process: defense response; regulation of DNA-templated transcription. The record is from RefSeq and is a predicted model, not a curated record. Gene Ontology annotation, molecular function: single-stranded DNA binding.
GAGCUGGGCUUACAUUUUCUUCUCUACAUGACUUUCCAUCUCAUAUUUUUUCUCUUAUCUCACCUUUGUUGCACGAUGUUUUUGGUGCACCAAGAUCCCAGACUUGAUACAUAAAGAGACCAUCGUUUCUAGUGUCUCGUUACGCACCUUCUUCUUCCUCACUGACGUAGCUCACUUCCUCUCUCUCUCUCUCUCUACCCUGAUCUCCACCCAAGUAUGUUGAAGCUAUCACGCUGUUCAUUCGCCAGGAAUCUGUUGUCCAAUAAACAAUUUCUUGAAUAUGGUCCUGAUGUAAGAGAUGCUAGAUACUUGUGUGCAUUUACAUCCCGUGCUGGUGUCUCAACUACUAGACAAAAUUUUACUGCCAAAGGAAAUUUUGCUGGUCGAGUAUUUGCUCCUUAUAGCAUUUACAAGGGCAAAGCUGCACUCUCUAUGGAACCUGUUCUACCCACUUUUGCUAAAUUAGAUUCUGGGGGACUUAGAGUUGAUCGCCGUGGUGUCAUGAUGUUAACUUUCCUUCCUGCCAUUGGCGAGCGCAAGUACGAUUGGCAAAGUAGGCAGAAAUUUGCGUUGUCAGCAACAGAGGUUGGGUCUUUCAUAAGCCUUGGUCCCACUGGUGCAUCUGAGUUCUUCCAUGACCCUUCAAUGAAGUCAAGUAAUGCUGGUCAGGUGAAGAAGACCUUGUCGGUUAAGCCUCAUGCAGAUGCUAGUGGCUAUUUCAUUUCUCUAAGUGUCAACAACAGCAUUCUUAAAACUACAGAACGGAUAACUGUUCCUGUCACAAGUGCUGAAUUUCAAGUUAUGAAGACAGCUUGCAGCGUAUGACAUUUGCAUUGCCUCAUAUAAUGGGCUGGGACUGGUUGAAUAAUCAACAACAUAAACACAGGGAGAUUAACUCGAUGAGGUUGGAUUCACGAGCUUUGGAUUUAGAGUGGGAUAAAUGAAGCUACAGUUAUCACUCGUCAGCAGCCUUUCGCCCUUCCAAGUUUUUGCCAGCUUGAAGAGACAUUUCCAUUUAUUUUCUAGAAGAAAAUUGUUGUGCUUGUUUGUUCCAUAUUUUAUCCUGGUAGUGUAUUUUCAUCAGUGGUUGGGGCAGCUCUUCACGGGGCUUGUUCACCCACAGUGCUGGAAGCAUCAUGUAUUUAUCGGAACCAGAAUUUUGAGGGUGAAGUAAAGUCAGCAAUGAUUUUUAGAUAUAAUUUUGAAGGGUCA